CGAGAGCGGGCUCUUCCCGAGGACGGAAGGAUUGUGUUAGAUUGAUAAAUGAUUGUAGCCCGCUGUGCUUAACUAGUGUUGCAGGAUAUCUCAACUGUGAUGACACUUACCCAUCACCUAUACCUAUUACCGAGAGUUCCCGACUUGCCAGGAUGCCUCAAGUUCAUCAAACAGCUCCAACGUCAACCAGUGGCUCCAGAACCGAGUCACUAGCGGAGUCCAAUGAGGGCCCUUCAACAACCCGUAUAUCAGCAACUCUGAGACUACGUGCAGAAAGUGCAGAAGACCGUUCCAUAUCCAAUGAGCACGUUGAAAUUCGGAAUCCAGCUCGGCAUAUACAGUGGAGAGAUGACGUUAUCGACAACGAAGGAAUGGGAAAGAAAAGCUCCAAAGUCUGCUGCAUAUACCAUAAAGCUCGACCUGUCGGUGAAAGUAGCUCAGAAUCAGAAUCGUCUGAUUCCAGUGAGUCCGAUUCCGAUUCCGAUCACGGCGCUGAUGAUCAGACUCACCGUAACGGCGGGCGGCGGUCUCGUCACCACAUGAGCUGUGACCACAACAGCCCUGGACAUACAUCAUCAGAACGGACUUCCGAUACCGGAAAGAUAAGACGAAGAAAAUUUAGCCCCAAUGCCUACGAGAAGAUGCCUAAGACAAAAAGGGGUCGCUGAGCAUGCUUGAAGCAAAGAAUAGAUUUCCGUGAAGAACUUGAAGCUCACCGUAAUCAAACCCACACGCAUGUGUUCGGAAUGUUGCAUCAAGCUUUAUUCAAGCAUAGUAACCCAGCCAAUCCAGGUACAGCCGUGAAGAUCGAAUUCACAUCCAUAAACCAAUUGAUCUAUACGAGCCAGCGUGGCCUAGCUUCGAAAGUGGCGCGUUGCGAUCCAUG
Aspergillus fijiensis CBS 313.89 is the source of this 886-nucleotide messenger RNA. RefSeq names its product PPP1R11/YPI1 family protein. The record is from RefSeq and is a predicted model, not a curated record. NCBI's taxonomy places the organism in Eukaryota, Fungi, Ascomycota, Eurotiomycetes, Eurotiales, Aspergillaceae. Gene Ontology annotation, cellular component: nucleus. The transcript has 2 exons. Bases 153 to 668 code for a protein of 171 amino acids. Gene Ontology annotation, molecular function: protein phosphatase 1 binding; protein serine/threonine phosphatase inhibitor activity.